Messenger RNA from Entrophospora sp. SA101, 1638 nucleotides. NCBI's taxonomy places the organism in Eukaryota, Fungi, Glomeromycota, Glomeromycetes, Entrophosporales, Entrophosporaceae. The record is from the annotation of a GenBank genome assembly.
AUGCCCGAUACUCGUGUUGUAGUUGGAAUAGAUUUUGGAACAACCUAUUCGGGAUUUGCGUACUCGCAUAGAGUAAACCCCGAGAUUGAAACAAAUCAAAUUUGGCCAACAGGCGUAAUGAACACAUUUAAAAUCAACACAGUAUUGAUGUAUGAUGAAAAUGGUGAUAAAAUUGAAUCGUGGGGUUUUAAAGCCUUGGUCAAUAAAAAAGCGAGAAGACGUAUCGAUGACUCAAAAGAUUCUAGACCUAUUGAAUUAUUUAAAUUACAUUUAGGAAGAGAUAUAGAAACUUCAGAAAACUUGGAAUCAAGAUUAAGCGAAGUUUCUACACAGAAUAGACUCGAUUAUAAAAAAGCUAUUACUGAUUAUUUGGGUGAAAUGGCAAAAUUUAUUAUGAGAGAAUGUGUAUUCAAGGCAGGUUUAAUUAACGAAUUACACACCGAAAAUUUGCAACUUACAACUGAACCUGAAGCCGCUGCAAUUUAUUGUAGAAAAGUUUUGGGCGAACAUUUCAAAGUUCCUUUUGGAAAAUCAUUUUUAAUUGUAGAUUGUGGAGGUGGAACAGUAGACCUGACAGUUCGUCAAUUAUUAGAUGAUCAUAGUUUAGAAGAAAAAACAGAACGUUCAGGAGAUUUUUGUGGUGGAGUCUUUGUUGAUCAAGAAUUUGCUAAAUUCCUUGGUCAAAAAGUAGGACACCAUGCCUUGAAAUCUUUUAAAGAAAACCAUUAUGGUCGAUAUCAAUAUAUGAUUCAUGAAUUUUUUCAUAAAGAAAAACAUCGAUUUGAUGGCAACGAAAGUGAAUUUGAAGCGAUCGACUUUGACCUACAAGAUUAUGCACCAUUUUUAAUCGAUUAUAUCACUGAUGAUUUGUUGAAAAGUAGAUUGGAAGUGGAUGAAUGGCAAAUCACAUUAGAAUUUCAUCAUAUGAAAUCAUUUUUUGAUCCUGUUAUAAAUAGAAUUAUUAGAUUGAUAGACAAACAAUUAGAAAAUGUAGAAGAAUGUUCUGCAAUGUUCUUGGUUGGUGGAUUCAGUGAAUCGAGAUAUUUACAAAAUGUAAUCAAAAAAGAAUUUCAUGAUCGAGUCAAGAAUAUUUCCGUGCCUCGUCAUCCUAUGAUAGCUGUUGUUAAAGGUGCAGUGGAAUAUGGUUUGAAUAUGAAGUGUGUUAAAAAUAGAGUGUUGAAAAAAACUUAUGGUGUCAAAAUGUUCAAAGGUGAUUUGUUAACUGUAUUUUUAACCGAGGUCAUACUUGAUACGAAAAUUCCGAAUUUUCAUACUCUUGUAACCCGUGGUACUAAAGUUGACGUCGACGAAGAAUUCUCUGUUAUUGGUACACCAUUACAUCCUAAUUCGAAAACCGUGUCUAUUGAAAUUUUUGAAACAUUAAGUUGUGCUCCUAAAUUUUUUGAUGAACCUGGAAUGAGACAAUUAGGAAAAAUUAAAGUUGAUUUACCUGAAAAUACAAUUACAAACAAUUCAAAUGGAGAAUAUUCAUCAAGUAAUGACAACAACCAAGAUAAUUUAGACGAUGACGAUGACGAUGUGGAUGAUAAACGUUGCGUUGAAAUAAUUUUACGUUUUGGUUCGGUUGAUGGUGUUACUGAUGUUGCAAAAAGUCUUGCCCAAAACGUGACUUGUUAG